AUUAUGUAUAAAUGUAAAUUUUAAAGUGAAUAUUUAUAAUACCUUGAAAUGGGACUGGAAACUGGGGAAAAUUUUAACAUUGAUUUCAUAAAAAGGUUCAUUGGCUCAGGUAAUAAAGAAAACCCCCGAGAGAAUAAUAAAAAUAAUAAGGAAAAUGGCCUAAUAAGUGGAGCUAGUGAUUUAAAAUUUGAUGAUUUUAAUUUGGACUAUGAUUCUAGGGAUUUAUCAUCUUUAGAAUCAAAGGUGGAUGUGUACCUCUCAAGAAUAAAAGAGCUUGACACAUCCUUAAGUGAAGAUGUUAAUAAAUACGAAGUUUUAAAUGAAAAGGUGCGAGAAUUUGUGAGUAUAGAGAAGCUUCACAGAUGCGGAGCAGACAACCGUCAUAUCUACUUUGCUGGGAUCCCAUUAUCUCAUAGCUUGGAGGUUUUAAAGGGCCUUAGGAUUCAAAAGGAGCAGCAGGAAAGAAUAAAUCAGCUGGAGUCUAAAGUUAACGAGUUGAACCAGGAGAUAAAUGAGUUGAAUGAGGAGAAGCAAUUACAUUUCUACAAGUUUGAAAAAUCCAUACACAAGGCACUCAAUAUGGGCCUGGCAAUACAGAACAUGCUCCGUUUCUUUGAACGAUAUGACAAAGUCAGAAUGAAGAUGUUCAUUAUCAAACUAAGAGCCAAAAACUAUGAAUCAAUGAAAUUGAACUUGAAGAGGCUUGAGAAGUAUAAGUUAACAGCGUUUACAAAUGUGAUAAAUAAAAUACUGAAAGUUAAAUUAAAAUAUUACUUAAAUCUUUUAAAGGUGAAACAACCUUUUGAAAAAACAAAAAAUAACUUCACUCCAACAAGGCUUAGGCCAACUCCAAGUGUUAAAACGCCUAAAAUUGACCCUGAUGUAAACGUUGGUGAAGACGUUGAAAUAAAUUUAUUAAAUCGCCUUGAAAAAUUACUUGUAGAGGAAAUUAAUACCUUAAUGUGAUGACCAUUUUAAACUGAAUUUGGGUCUAAAUAUUUUAAUAAUU
This is a messenger RNA of Theileria parva strain Muguga, 1009 nucleotides long. RefSeq lists its product as uncharacterized. The transcript has 3 exons. The coding region runs from base 49 to 966 and encodes 305 amino acids. The record is from RefSeq and is a predicted model, not a curated record. NCBI's taxonomy places the organism in Eukaryota, Apicomplexa, Aconoidasida, Piroplasmida, Theileriidae.